Molecule: messenger RNA, 2637 nt
Organism: Spirodela intermedia
Lineage: Eukaryota; Viridiplantae; Streptophyta; Magnoliopsida; Alismatales; Araceae
Source: the annotation of a GenBank genome assembly
AUGGGGAGAAGGGACAGUAUGAGAUGGGUCGACAAGUCCCUCAAGGACUCCGUCUUCCUUUCGAGAGAGGAGGCGUCCUUCUGGCUGGGGAUAGCGAGCCUCGUCUACUGGGGCGUCGCGGAGAUCCCUCAGAUAAUCACCAACUACCGGACCAAGUCCGGCCAUGGCGUCUCCUUCGCUCUCCUCUUCACUUGGUUAAUCGGGUCCUCCCUCCUCUCUCUGUAUCUCUGUUUCUCUGUUUCUCUGUUUCUCUGUUUCUCUCUCGUGUCUCUUCUAGCUGAUCAGAAAAACUGAGGGGUUCGCCCUUUUCCACACGCAGGGACGUCUUCAACGUAGUGGGGUGUCUGCUCGAGCCGGCCACGGUAUGCACAGAAGACUCUCAUAAUUCUACUCGCAGGACGAGUGCAGCUUGUGUUUCUGAUUUUCUCUAACACUCUUUCUUCUGUGCUUCUGGUAUGAUCAGCUGCCAACUCAGCUCUACACGGCCUGGGUGACAACACUCUGUCCUUCUUCGACAAUUAAACAUCAUCCGAAGGCCUUCGUGGAGAGAGAGAGAGAGAGAGGUGUGCCUGUGUUCUGAUUUUAGCUUUCGCUCCGCAGCUUUACUCGGGCAUUACGGUGGUCUUGGUGCUGCAAACUUUGUACUACGACUACGCAGUGAGGUGGUGGAAGUACAAAAGUGUCGACAUCAAUCCAGAGCCAGAGGUAUAUCUCCGAUCUUCUACAUCAACGAAGUCGUCGUGUAUUAUAUAAAUUCAGAUGACAAAAUAUUCCGAAGUAGGUCAGCGAAGCAUCAUACGGCCGUUCUACUGACGUCGGCUUCUCCUUCUCAGGUCGAAGACGGCAAGAACUCCGUCGAUCCCCGACCCACCGUGCCCCCCACCGCGCCAAUACUCCUGCCCGCCUCCGCUUAUCCACUCCCUCCACGAGACGUUCAUUAUAUGUGCGUCAACUUACGUAAACAAUCUACGGGUUGUAAUAUCAUUGUUACAUCAAUUCCUUCGCCCUGUGGCUCCUCGGACGCGCUCAUAUCUCGAUCUCUCCUCGAAACAGGUCCGCCAGGUCCCUCGCCAACAGCGGCACGCCGACUUUUGGAUCUUAUCUCGUCGCGAGGAGCGAUCCCGCCGGCAGACAGCCGGCGCUGCUACUGGACUCCUCAGACGACGAGUCCAUGACGCAGCACCGCUCGGGCGUGGCUGCUGCAGUGGUCUCACUCUCGGUGAGCUCAUUUAUUUAACUCUCUCUCUCCCCUCGCUUUAAGAUGCCUUCCUAAGUAUUGCGAUGCCCGGCUAAACCCGCCGCCGCGGGUCGAGUGUCGUCAGCAUCUGAGGGCCUUGGGGAGGGGGGGUGGACACGCUUCUCGAGCUUAUCUCUUUCAGGCCUCCAAUGGGACCCACAUUCACACGGAAGUUUGUCGUUUUCAUUUCCAUGAUACUGUUCAGUCAGCAGUCUUUCUCACAGCCUCCGAUUAAAGUAGCAACAGGACAGAGCCUUAUAACAUGGUCAUAGAUUCCUUUGCGAUUGUUUACUAGAAUGGCCCAGUCUAUUUCUGUAACUCUCUUGAUCUGAUUGGUCCACGUGUGCAGCCGGGUCGCGGCACCUUGAUGGCCGUCUGCGCGAGCCUGCCGUUUCGGACGAAGGCUUUAAUGGGAGGGGCCCUGGCGGUGCUCUCCUCCGACGAAUCCUUACAGGUACUCAGUUCGGAGGAGACCCUUCGCCGGUCAGAGGGAGUGGGCGGUGAUCUCUGGAGAUAACGAGAGUUCUUGGCGCAGGAAGCGGGGCUAGAAGGAGGACCUUACGGCGUCUGGCUGGGAUGGAUAAUGGCCGCCAUCUACACGGGAGGCCGCCUCCCCCAGAUCAUCCUCAAUGUAAGAGAUUCGCAUAAUUUUGUUCGAUUUCGAUCGAUUUGAUCGGGUUUAAGCUGAUGAGGUUUGCUUGUGCAGAUCAAGAGAGGGAGUUUGGAGGUAAAUCUCUCCCCGUCCGCAAGAUUAUCACUGGAGAUGAUUGGUGGAGAAAGGAGCAAAGAUCUGCGAUCGGUGGUGAUUUUCUCUCUCUAAUCUCUGGCUCCGUUGAUGUUUUCUGCAGGGCUUGAACCCCGUCAUGUUCCUACUGGCCGUCCUCGCUAAUGUUUCUUACGUGGGAAGGUCUCUCUCUCUCUCUCUCUCUCUAUCUCUCUCUCUCUCGCUAUGACUGAGAUAUCGAUCUCCUUUUUUGUCUCAGCAUACUGGUGAAGAGUGUGAAGUGGAGAAGAAUAAAAGCCAACGCACCAUGGCUACUGGACGCAGCAGUCUGCGUUAUACUAGAUCUCCUCGUAUCCUUGGCCAGAAUUUACGUAAAAUGCACCAUCCAUCCCUUUCAAAGCUUUGGGCUGGACCCCCAUGGAACGGUCAUACAUAGAGACAGACUACAGACACAUACAGAGAGAGAGAGAGAGAGAGAGAGAGAGAGAGAGAGAGAGAGAGAGGAGGGUUAGGGUUCACUCUUCUAGGAAUUGAAAUUAUAAUAUGCAUAUUGUUCACUUAACCAUUUUGUGAACAGAUCUUACUGCAGUAUCUGUACUACAAGUCUGUCCAUGAGAGGAGGAGAAGAAGAGAUGGCAUGCGGGACGGUUUCGGAGACUAUGAGGAGAUCAAGUGA